GACUUCACAAGGAAAAUGGAGUAUACAGAGGGAGAGUAUUAUGACUAUAGUGAGCAUGAAAACAUCAGCUACAACUUCAGCUACGAUGACUACCAAACCAUUUGUCAAAAAGAGGACGUUCGCUUAUUCUCAAAGAUCUUCUUACCGGUUGUAUAUGGGUUAUCUCUAGUAGUGGGUCUUGCAGGAAAUGCUCUAGUGGUGGCUGUGUAUGCAUAUUUCAAGCGCCUCAAGACAUUGAUGGAUACGUUCAUGGUACACCUGGCCGUGGCCGACCUGCUGCUACUGUUAACACUACCUUUCUGGGCUGCUGCUGCUGUGCAGGGCUGGGAGCUUGGAGAGCUUCUGUGCAAGAUUGUCAGAGCCUCGUACACCAUUAACUUUUCCUGCAGCAUGCUUCUUCUGGCUUGCAUCAGCCUGGACCGAUACUUUUCACUAAGUCCAGGACUCAAAGAGACUUUCCUGGGUAAGGCGUUUAGGAGGAACCAGUCCAUCAAGCUCUGCCUGGUGGUAUGGACCAUUGUGUUCCUUCUUGGAAUUCCUGAUUUGGUGCUCUCCACUAUUAAGGAGCUUCCUGAUGGGAAAGUGUGUAUGGCUGUGUAUCCUUCAACCAUGGCCAUUCAGGCUAAAGUAAGCAUGGAAGUGCUGGAGGUGCUGCUGAGUUUCUUGGUGCCAUUGCUGAUAAUGCUCUACUGUUAUUCCCAUGUGGUGCGGAAGCUACUUGACCUUCCACUAGAGAACAGAGAAAAGAAAUGGGCAACCAUCCGUGUGUUGAUAGUUGUGGUUGGGGUUUUUGUGGUCACACAGCUUCCAUACAACAUUGUGAAGUUCUGCAGAGUCCUGGAUCUGAUACACUCGCUGGUGAGCCACUGUGAAAUGAGUAAAGCGCUGGACCGGGCAGCUCAGGUCACUGAAAGUCUGGCUCUGACCCAUUGCUGCCUGAACCCUCUACUCUAUGGCUUUUUGGGAGCGUCCUUCAGACGGAACGUGCUAAAAUUAGCCAAAGACAUUAGCCAAAGGGGAAGGUCAACAGAAAGGCAGGAGCAACAUGAAGUGGAAAUCCCCUUCAAUUCACACUCACAGUCCCAAAAGACAAGUACCUUCUCCAUAUGA
Messenger RNA from Trichomycterus rosablanca, 1110 nucleotides. RefSeq names its product atypical chemokine receptor 4a (gene ackr4a). The transcript has a single exon. Bases 16 to 1110 code for a protein of 364 amino acids. The record is from RefSeq and is a predicted model, not a curated record. Gene Ontology annotation, biological process: calcium-mediated signaling; cell chemotaxis; positive regulation of cytosolic calcium ion concentration. Gene Ontology annotation, cellular component: external side of plasma membrane; membrane. NCBI's taxonomy places the organism in Eukaryota, Metazoa, Chordata, Actinopteri, Siluriformes, Trichomycteridae. Gene Ontology annotation, molecular function: scavenger receptor activity; C-C chemokine receptor activity; C-C chemokine binding.